Molecule: messenger RNA, 2019 nt
Organism: Lachancea thermotolerans CBS 6340
Lineage: Eukaryota; Fungi; Ascomycota; Saccharomycetes; Saccharomycetales; Saccharomycetaceae
Gene: IRC3
Product: double-stranded DNA-dependent ATPase
Exons: 1
Coding region: 1-2019 (672 amino acids)
Molecular function (GO): hydrolase activity; DNA binding; ATP binding
Source: RefSeq, a predicted model, not a curated record
AUGACUUCUUGCACACGCUUCGUGGGAGCAGCCGGUGCAUUAGCAAAGGCCGGCAACAGCCUGUGCUUAGCGAGCCGGCCCUACAGCUCCCUCGCAUUACGGGAUUACCAGCACGAAUGCAUUGAUAGAUGCCUGGAGUCCAUAAGCCAAGGGCGGCGGAGAAUUGGGGUCUCGCUUGCUACAGGCGGUGGUAAAACUGUCAUUUUCUCCAACUUGAUUGACCGGCUACGGAGAGAGUCUGGAAAGAGCGGCUACAGGACUCUAAUUUUGGUACAUCGGCGGGAACUGGCCCAACAAGCCUGUCGAGUACUGCAGGCAUUCUUCCCGGGGCUGAAUUUCCAGAUUGAGAUGGGCAAUUAUAAGUGUGAUAUAAACAGCGCAGAUGUGGUAGUAGCGUCUGUGCAGUCUCUUAUCCGGCGUCUAGAGCGCUAUGAUCCUAGUUGCAUCGAUCUCAUCAUCAUUGAUGAAGCUCACCACGCUGCUGCAAAGUCAUAUUUGCGGAUCCUCGAGCACUUCAAAGCCAACCACAAGGACAGCAUUCUGCCUGUUGUUGGAUUCAGCGCGACUUUCGAAAGAGCCGAUAAUAAAGCGCUAUCGGCGGUGAUAGACGAAAUAGUCUACCAUCGUGGAAUUUUGGAGAUGAUUGACGACAAGUGGCUUUGUGAGGGCCGUUUCACUACUGUCAGCGUCAGCUUGGAUCUUUCAGACGUCGCGGUCACAGGAUCGGACUUUAAUAUCGAUGGGCUGUCUAAAGUUGUCAACACCAAGGAAGUUAACAAGGUUGUGCUCCAAACCUACUUGCAGAAACGGGAUUUGCACAAACUCAGGUCCACGCUUUUAUUUGGAUGCGACAUUAAGCAUAUCGAAACCUUGCACUCCUUGUUUGUGAAGCAUGGAGUAAAUGCCCAGUAUGUCACUGGUAAAACAAGGCAAAGUGAAAGAGAUGCAAUAGUUGAAGAUUUCAAGCGUGGCAGGAUUGAGGUUCUGAUGAAUUGCGGAGUCUUUACAGAAGGGACUGACAUACCCAACGUCGACAGCAUUCUACUUUGCAGGCCGACCAAGUCUCGGUCUCUUCUCGUGCAAAUGAUCGGGCGCGGACUCCGCUUACACCAUUCAAAGAAGCAUUGUCAUAUAAUUGAUUUUGUCGGCGCGUCGACCGUCGGUGUUGUGUCAUUUCCGACCCUUGCUGGUGUCGAAGCAGUGAGUACUGGCCUUGACGAGGCGACGCUGCAAGACCUAAAGGCAAUAAAAGACGAAAUUGUGGCUAAGCAGUUGGAGGCUGAGAGAAAGGUUCUUGCCGAAAAAGAGGCGGAAAGUCUUCUCAAGCGUCAGUUUCGUGACCUGAUGAAAAGCGCCAAUGCUUUCGACCUAACCUUAACUACCUACAAGGACUUUAAAUCAUUUUAUCAACAGAUGGCGGCUACCAAUGGCUCACAAGAACAAGACUGGGGCUCGGAAAAGGGAAAAGAAAUCAGGCUUUUUCGAGACUCUUCGUACCCAUGGGUCCAGUUUGCUAAAGAUGCAUGGGGAAUGCCUCUCGAUGCCGGCCACCAUCUUAGAAUUUACAGAGAAAGUCGCGAGGCCUCCAGGCCAUCUACGUAUGUGCUGAAACUCUACAAGGAACUUCCAUACAAAGUUCGAAGUGAGCUUGGCAUACGGUACAAACCGCUUACUGUCAAGAGUUCUACCGAUCUUUCGGCGGUCGUUGCGUCAGUCGAGAACAUAGUACAAGAACUUACAGAAGGAACAUCGCCGCGCCCCAAGAACUUCACAAAAUACGCUUCAUGGCGACAUACUCCUGCAACUCCAAAACAAACAGCAUUACUCAAAAGCAAAAUAUUGGGCCAUAUUUCGAAGUCAGGCUCGAAGAGCGAGCAACUGCAGGCGACAGAUAUUGACAAGUUCCUAGGCAGUGUGACUAAAGGCGACGUAUCCAACGUUCUGUUUGCUACGAGCCUGGCACCUGUCUAUCCUAUCAAGUCCUUGUGCAAAAUUAUUUCCUUAAGGACGAAAAGCUAA